Galdieria sulphuraria is the source of this 778-nucleotide messenger RNA. RefSeq names its product pentafunctional 3-hydroxyacyl-CoA dehydrogenase / enoyl-CoA hydratase /3-hydroxyacyl-CoA epimerase / enoyl-CoA isomerase / 3-ketoacyl-CoA thiolase. The record is from RefSeq and is a predicted model, not a curated record. Lineage: Eukaryota; Rhodophyta; Bangiophyceae; Galdieriales; Galdieriaceae. Bases 8 to 718 code for a protein of 236 amino acids. The transcript is spliced from 4 exons.
AGAGGCGAUGUUCACCUUUCCCAACAAAGUCAGAGAGACCGCCAACUUUCUUCUGGUUUGUGAGAAAAAACAAUUUCUCUCGUGGAAAAUGGUUGACAUGGUUCCUGUCGUAGACAAUAGCAAUGAAAGAGUAGUCUUAGUGGAAUACAGAGAAUCACUACAAAUCAUCAAGUUAUCUAGACCAGCUUCCAAAAAUGCGUUUAAUGACAAAAUGUACGAACAGUGUAUCCAGGCGUUGGAACAGGCAGCUUCCAAUCCUGCUGUUCUGGCCGUAGUCUUCACAGGUGAAGGAGACUUUUUCUCGAGUGGUGCCGAUGUGAAACAGCGCAAUGACAAGCACUUGUUUCAAAUGGAAACUACCGUAGUUGGUAGAUUUAUGAAACUGCUAGCUGGGUUUCCAAAGUUGGUGAUUGCUGCAGUGAAUGGACCUGCAGUUGGAAUUGGAGUUACUUUACUUCUUCAAGCUGAUAUAGUUUACUGUACCAGGAAAUCUUGGUUUUGGACACCGUUCUCAUUCCUAGGUUUGGCACCUGAAUAUGCUAGCAGUGUUAUGUUGCCAGAUAUUGUAGGCAUAUAUAAAGCCAAUGAAAUGUUAAUAUUAGGAAAGCGAGUGAGUGCUGAAGAGGCACUGCAAUUUCACUUGGUUGCACAAAUAUUUGAUAGUCGUUCUAAUGAGGACACAAAUUGCUGUACCAGAAAAGGGCAUUCCCUUGUUUAAACAACUGAUCAAGUCACCAAGACUUGCAUCCAUUGAGAAUGCUAUGAAACGAGAAUUUGC